Molecule: messenger RNA, 1739 nt
Organism: Ochotona curzoniae (black-lipped pika)
Lineage: Eukaryota; Metazoa; Chordata; Mammalia; Lagomorpha; Ochotonidae
Gene: PRPSAP1
Product: phosphoribosyl pyrophosphate synthetase associated protein 1
Exons: 10
Coding region: 108-1265 (385 amino acids)
Biological process (GO): purine nucleotide biosynthetic process; 5-phosphoribose 1-diphosphate biosynthetic process
Cellular component (GO): ribose phosphate diphosphokinase complex; cytoplasm
Molecular function (GO): magnesium ion binding; ribose phosphate diphosphokinase activity
Source: RefSeq, a predicted model, not a curated record
GGUCGGCGCGUUCCGCAGCGCCUUCCUCCCGCGGCCGGCCGUCGUCGGGCCGGCUCCCGGGCGCAGCCCCGCGCGGGGCCGGCUGGAACCGCUCCUCGGGUCGGACGAUGCCCAGGAAACUGCUGCUGCUGCCCCCGCUCUGCGUGUCCUCGGCUCUCCGCGCCCCGCGAGCUCGCCCCGCCGCUCCGCCGGCCAUGAACGCCGCUCGCACCGGCUACCGAGUCUUCUCGGCCAACUCCACGGCCGCCUGCACCGAGCUGGCCAAGCGCAUCACCGAGCGUCUUGGGGCUGAGCUGGGCAAGUCUGUCGUGUACCAAGAGACCAACGGAGAAACGCGAGUUGAAAUCAAAGAAUCUGUUCGUGGCCAAGAUGUUUUCAUUAUCCAGACCAUCCCCAGAGAUGUGAAUACGGCUGUGAUGGAGUUACUGAUCAUGGCUUACGCCCUGAAGACGGCCUGUGCCCGGAACAUCAUUGGCGUCAUCCCCUACUUCCCCUACAGCAAGCAGAGCAAGAUGAGGAAGAGGGGCUCCAUCGUGUGCAAGCUCCUGGCCUCGAUGCUGGCCAAGGCGGGUUUAACACACAUCAUCACCAUGGACCUUCAUCAGAAGGAGAUCCAGGGCUUCUUCAGCUUUCCAGUGGACAACCUGCGAGCCUCGCCCUUCCUGCUCCAGUACAUCCAGGAAGAGAUUCCGAAUUACAGAAAUGCAGUCAUUGUGGCGAAGUCUCCUGAUGCUGCAAAGAGGGCCCAAUCCUAUGCCGAGAGACUGCGUCUGGGUUUAGCUGUGAUCCACGGAGAGGCUCAGUGCACAGAGCUGGACAUGGACGAUGGCCGCCACUCCCCGCCCAUGGUCAAAAACGCCACUGUGCACCCCGGCCUGGAGCUGCCCUUGAUGAUGGCCAAGGAGAAGCCGCCCAUCACCGUGGUCGGGGAUGUCGGAGGACGCAUCGCCAUCAUCGUGGAUGACAUCAUUGAUGACGUGGAGAGCUUUGUUGCGGCUGCGGAGAUCCUGAAGGAAAGAGGCGCUUACAAAAUCUACGUGAUGGCCACGCAUGGCAUCCUGUCUGCGGACGCUCCCCGCCUCAUUGAGGAGUCCUCUAUUGAUGAGGUGGUGGUGACCAAUACAGUGCCCCAUGAGAUCCAGAAGCUGCAGUGCCCCAAGAUCAAGACCGUGGACAUCAGCCUGAUUCUGGCGGAAGCAAUUCGGAGGAUCCACAACGGCGAGUCCAUGGCCUACCUGUUCAGAAACAUCACCGUGGACGACUAGCCCGCCCUGGCUGGGGACCCCUCCGCAGGGCACACGUGUGCCGCGGUGCUGGUAGCCGCCACGUGCAUCUCCCAGCGAGGGGUGCCGGGGCCGCCUGGAGCAGCUGUCCCUCUGGCUGUCGUCUGGCAGAGCAUGCCCCAUAACACGGCCUUAAACUGCUACCCACGCAAGUCCCCGUUCCUCCGGCAGCAGUAGAGACACUGCGGAACAGGUGUCGGAGGCACAUGGAGUCUUCACUCUCACAGUCCCUCAGGCGCUCAGCCCUGGAGAUGCUGGCGUCGGGGCUGCCCUUGAUCGGCAGGCUAGUCCUCUCCCAAGCCUGGCCCAUGUGGGUCUGUACUUUCAGAAUCUGCUAUGCCUGCUGCUGUGGGCCCGCCGAGCCUUCGUGCCAUCACCCUGGCACAUGGGCCAGGUCAGAACGGCGUCUGUCCCUGGGUGUCUUCACUGCCUUCAAGCUGCCAAUAAAAGACUUUA